CACAUUUAUACAGCUGCUGUAGUUCAUGUCUGAAGAAUGUACCGCUCUUUGCUCCAUGUGCUGGCCUUAAUAUGCCAAAUUUCUUUAUCUGAGCUUAAACCAGUCUUGACUGUGUCUCCAUCAUGGCUGAGUUCCAAAACUUCAGUAACUCUGAGGUGUAUUGUUGAGAAUCCGUCUGAAGGACUGAGGUUCUACUGGUAUAAGGCUGUUCCUGAUCUGUCACAAAAUCACUACAGAUAUGAGCUGAUGCCUGAAACAAUGAAUGGAAUUUUAAACAACAACUACUACAUCAUUCAUGGACAAACAGACACAGCAGGAUACGCUUGUGCAGCUGGAAGAGGAGGUCCAGAUAAACUUGAUCGCAGUGACCCAAAGUUUGUCUUGUCUAAAGUGUUUCAUCCAGAAGCAUCUCUCACAGUGAAUCCUGAGAAGGAGAAACAUUUUACCGAUCAUACUGUCUCACUUAACUGUGGAGGUAGCUCAACUGAGUGGAGAGUAAUGAAAUAUACAGUAAUAAACCGUCAGUCAUACUUAUCAGACUGCUCCACUUGGUGGGAAAUGACUGGAUCAUCAUGUACCAUCAACAGUCAGUGGUCCCAUCAAUCUGUGUACUGGUGUGAGACUGCAACAGGCAAGUUCAGCAAUGCAGUCAACAUCACUAUAUACAAGCCAAAACCUGUCCUGACUGUGUCUGCAUCAUGGCUGGGCCCUGAAGCAUCAGUUAAACUGAAGUGUCAGGUUGAAAAACUGUCUGCAGGCUGGAGGUUCUACUGGUAUAAAGCUGUUCCUGACUUAUCACUGGACACCUACAAGUAUCAACUGUUGUCUGAUAACAUCAAAGGGACUGUAGAGGACUCCUACAUCAUCCAUAGACAGACUCUCACAGCAGGAUAUGCAUGUAGAGCUGUAACAGGGAACCCAGGGUAUUUCACAGAUUACAGUGAACCAAACUUUGUCUGGUCUCCAGAUUCCCAUCCAGCAGAGUCUCUUAUAGUAACUCCUGACAGAGAGCAACACUUCACCUCCGAGUCUUUGACACUGAACUGUGGUGGAAACUCUACUCAGUGGAGAGUAAAGAGGUUUACAGAAACAGGAUAUCUCACAUAUAUCAAAAAUUGCUCAAACUGGAGAGAAAUGACUGGAUCCUCAUGUACCAUCGACAGUCGUCAGUCCUAUAAAGCAGUAUACUGGUGUGAGUCUGGAUCAGGAGAGUUCAGCAAUGCAGUCAACAUCACUGUACAGGAUGGAGAUGUUCUCCUGGUGAGCCCCGUCCAUCCUGUGACUGAGGGAGCUUCUGUUUCUCUGAGCUGCAGACUCAGAGGACAAAAUACACUUUCCAAUGUGUUUUUCUAUCACAAUGACACACUGGUCCAAAAUGACAGCAGAGGGGAGCUGAAGAUCUCUGCAGUGUCUCAGUCAGACGAAGGCUUCUACAAGUGUGAACAUUCAGGAAAAGCUUCACCACAGAGCUGGAUGGCAGUAAAAUAUGCUACCCACAUGCUUGAAAAUCCGUCACUGCCAAUACCACUGAUUGUUGGAGCACUCAGUGGAAAACUGCUUAUCAUCUUUCUGCUCCUGCUGGGCCACUUCAGAGACAGAAAAGCUUCGUGAGGAGAACUAUUAUACCAACGGAACAAGGAUGUCUUAAAUAGAACAAUGAAAGCAAUGAAUCGAAAGUGGCCAGUACUAUGACCGACAUGUUUAGUUAAUUUUUAAUUGCCAUUUUAUUUUGUUGUUUUACCCAAAUUAGAUAUUAUUUCUCAUUUUAUCAAAGUUCUCCACUGUUGUCUUGGUGGAUCCACAGCUUAAUCGAUUAUUUUAUUUCUGUCCUUU
Messenger RNA from Cyprinodon tularosa, 1833 nucleotides. Its product is annotated as Fc receptor-like protein 5. Gene Ontology annotation, molecular function: transmembrane signaling receptor activity. The transcript has 8 exons. Lineage: Eukaryota; Metazoa; Chordata; Actinopteri; Cyprinodontiformes; Cyprinodontidae. The record is from RefSeq and is a predicted model, not a curated record. Bases 37 to 1611 code for a protein of 524 amino acids. Gene Ontology annotation, biological process: cell surface receptor signaling pathway.